AUGUCUCCUCUUCCUCUUGUUGACUUCUCCGUCUUUUACACCGGCACCGAUGCAGAUCGCGCCAAACUGGCCUCUACUAUUGCCGAGGAACUCAAAAAGCACGGUGCCAUGCGCCUUAUUAACACUUCUAUCUCCGCCGAUAAGAUCCAGGAAGCUUUUAAAUGGGGCGAGAAGUUCUUCGCACUCCCUGCUAAGGAAAAAGAAGCCAUUCCUAACGAACGUAACGCUAAUCCCCAACGUGGUUGGAGCUAUGUCGGCUCUGAGAACACUUCUAAGCUUGAUAUGACCCAGAACGAAGGCUUAGAAGACGAAAAAGAGCAUUUCGACCACAGCUCUGGAGCUGAUACCGAAUUCCCUAGCAAGUGGCCCAUGGAGUCUAGCAUCCCGGGGUACCGACAAUUUAUGGAAGACCUGCUAGAAAAGUGCCACUCGGUCGGCUGGAAGGUGCUCUCACUCCUAGAGGAAGGCCUGGGUCUUCCGAAGAACGAGCUCCUGGGCCGCUGCCAGGAAUCGCCCAUCAUCGAUGAGCUGCGCAUGAAUCACUACGCCCCAAUAUCCACGGAGAAACUGGCGACCGGCAAGUACCGCCGCGCCUGGCCUCACACUGACUUCGGCAUGAUCACGCUCCUCUUCCAGGAUGACGCCGGUGGCCUCGAGGUCCAGGACCGCUUCAGCGACAAGCCUGAUGCGUUUAUUCCUAUCCAGCAUGAGCAUCCUACCGAGGUCAAUGUCUAUGUUAGCAACAGUCUCGAGUACAUGACCAACGACUAUCUCAAGGCGGGCUUGCACCAAGUCGCUACUCCCAUCGACAUGCAGGACGUAAAGAAGGGUAUGCUGCCGGAGCGCCAGUCGAUUGCUUGUUUCAUCAAGCCCCGCCGCGAUGUCAACGUUGGGCCGAUGAAGCAGUUUAUUACCAAAGAAAGGCCUAGGGUCUACGAGGACUUGACUGGGCUGGAGCUUCACAGGGUUAGAGUUGGCAAGUUGUACGGAGUAGCUGCCUAG
This is a messenger RNA of Exserohilum turcica Et28A, 1002 nucleotides long. RefSeq lists its product as uncharacterized. Lineage: Eukaryota; Fungi; Ascomycota; Dothideomycetes; Pleosporales; Pleosporaceae. The transcript is spliced from 3 exons. Bases 1 to 1002 code for a protein of 333 amino acids. Gene Ontology annotation, molecular function: dioxygenase activity. The record is from RefSeq and is a predicted model, not a curated record.